Molecule: messenger RNA, 978 nt
Organism: Phragmites australis (common reed)
Lineage: Eukaryota; Viridiplantae; Streptophyta; Magnoliopsida; Poales; Poaceae
Product: CASP-like protein 5B1
Exons: 3
Coding region: 326-790 (154 amino acids)
Cellular component (GO): membrane
Source: RefSeq, a predicted model, not a curated record
CCGGCGGUUAACCGGCGCCUCUAACUCCUCCCCCGUGCGCUUGACCCAAACCGCGCACCAACGUUUGGUUGCCGCCGUUCCCCAAAACGCGCCACCUUUGUCCCGUCCAUCGCAGAGUCUCCCCUCCGCCUUCUUUGAAAAUUCCCAAAUCCUCGUCAUCGUUUCCCAGUCCCAGCACGAAAGCCACCAACUUUUCGCCGCUCCUUCGCGCACGCCGCGUCGCCGGCUCGCCGCCCACCGAGACCCGCCUAGUCCGCCCGCCUCACAUGGCCGCCGACCGCCGGAGUGGCGUCUUCUGAGAGGGCGGCGGCUGGAGGCCGGUGGGAUGAGGGAGAUGGCCGGCCGCCCCGGGACGUGGGGCGGCCUGGCUCUGCGGGCGGGCCAGCUCGCCUUCGCCGCCGCGUGCAUCUGCGUCAUGGCCUCUGCGCCUGGAUUCACCAACUACACCGCCUUCUGUUACUUGAUUGCAUCUAUGGGACUACAAGCACUAUGGAGCUUGGGACUUGCGUGUCUUGAUUUCUAUGCGUUGGUAUUGAGAAAGGAUCUCCAUCAAGCUUUUCUCAUGAGCUUAUUUGUUGUUGGCGACUGGGUAGCAGCAAUUCUAUCAUUUGCUGCGGCUUGCUCAGCAGGAGGUGUAGUUGUACUUUUCGAAAGGGAUGUAUACUUCUGCAGAAGGGAUCCCCAACUCCCUUGUGUUAGAUUUGAAGUCGCCACAGCAUUUGCAUUUCUUUCUUGUGCGUUUAGUGCUACAUCCGCUCUUGUAAUGUUUUGGCUCCUUGCUUCGUUGUGAAUAAGUGAAUAACCUUGUGUAAGCUCUGUCUGUAGUGUAUACGAGCUCAUUUUUGAAGCAGAUCACACAAUAGAAAGGCUGAAAAAUUCUGUGGCAUACUCCAUGAACCCUUUUGGGCAAGAAUAUUUGUUCCAUUUGGUCAAACAUUUGUCCAAUUGCUUUGGAUAAGCAAGUUCUCUUCUAGUACA